This is a messenger RNA of Phytophthora nicotianae INRA-310, 1413 nucleotides long. RefSeq lists its product as hypothetical. The transcript has a single exon. NCBI's taxonomy places the organism in Eukaryota, Oomycota, Peronosporomycetes, Peronosporales, Peronosporaceae. The record is from RefSeq and is a predicted model, not a curated record. Bases 1 to 1413 code for a protein of 470 amino acids.
AUGGACGUUUGUCCUAGUAACUACGACCGAAAUGAGCUCACGAAUACGUGUUGGACUGAAUGCCCCAUGGACUACCCUGUGGAGUGCGGCAUGGAGUGUAUUCGACAAAAUGACGACUGUGGAAUUGAAGUGGCCAGCAAAGUCUCCGCGGUCGCCAUUACCAUCAUUAGAAGUGCUUCAUUUGGUGUGUUUGGUGCUCUGGAAAUGAUAGGGCAGAAGGUUUGGUGGGCUGCCAGAUGCACCACCGCGACGCUGUUGGUGAUGCGAGGCAUCCUCCGGUACAUUCGCACCAUGAAGGCAGAAGAUCCGCAGGCGACCGACCGUAAGUUACUCGUUUUGUUGUUUCAGACCAGCACUGUGGUCACAGAUUUACCUAUCGCUAUUGCCGUGUGCACGAGGAAACCUGUAUCGCCGAACCUCCGUCAGUCACAACACGUGCUGUCCACGGCCCAGUGGAUGCUAGCGCAAGCUCUCGCCCAUGACGAUAACAUUAUCUCAAGUUGGAAGAAAUUCAGCGCCUUUCUUAGAGGUGCUAAUUUCACUGAAGCCGCCGAAGAGAUCACUGAGGGAGAAAUUGAGUCGCUCGAGACAGCAAUGAAGCAGAACUCGAGCUGUGGUGGUGAUCUCAAGUCCCUAAUUGACCGGGUAUGGCUGACCGUGAACGAGUAUCGAGAAGAAAGUCCUGCCAUCACGGACGAUGAGAUUCGACUAAAGAUUAGUGACUCCGAUCUCGUACUGUACGAUGUACCCAUAGUGACGAACAACUGUAUGCACCAGAUGAUCGCCGAGUCGAGUUUAGCGACAGCUUACAAGACGCGCGAGGUCUUACGCAAGACCUUUGGAGUCAUCAUGAACGACCUCAUCAAGUCUGGGAAGAGCGACAAUGGCACGUCCUACGAUGAAAAGAAGAAAGCGUACCGAGUAGUCGACCUUGCCUUCUCCGCUGCCGCUGCUACGUUGCUGGAUCCUACUCGUAUUACUUUGUUAUUUUCCGAGUACAUUCAGACAAUUUGUGGGCCAACUCAGUUCAUGGGCGAGAUCGACGACGGCACAGAGCCUGCUACGUUGGGGCUGAAUACGCUUCAAAAGGCAUUCAAAGGGACAAAAAGCUCCUGGACUAAAAAGGGUGAUGGAGCCGUCAUCAUCAGCUUUACGAGUACAGACACCAAAGACGUUACGGUAAACAUCAUGUCUGGCGGGGACAGGAUCGACGAAAUUGACGUGAAAGCAGGAGGAACCGCACAAUGGAAUUCAACUGUCAAAGCGCUUGGUGGUAAGACGCUCUACCUUGACCGCUGGCGGCCGGGAUUCCUCGGUCUUCCUGGCACAGGAGGCGGAUCACUUGUCCUGUGGGUGCCUAGGUCCUCUCAAGGAGGCCAUUUAGAAAUUGAGGCGAAGCUUAACGUGAGCUAG